AUGAAGCCCCUCUAUGCCACGGAUCCUGAUUUUUCAAGCUUUUGGACGCAAUGUGCAAAUGGUAUUCCUGCUGCUGAUUUCAGCAUACGCCAUGGCUUCCUGUUUAAAGGGAAUAGUCUAUGUAUUCCCAACUCAUCGUGGCGUCAACAGCUCAUCAAAGAAACUCACUCCGGUGGACUGGCCGCGCAUGUCGGGCGUGAUAAAACACUAGCACAGCUGCAAAUUCGGUUCUAUUGGCCGCGGAUUGCUCGCGACGUAGCUAAAUUCGUCGAGAGAUGUUCUGUUUGUCAGUCUUACAAAGGCAUAGCACAAAAUACGGGAUUAUAUAUGCCAUUUCCCACCCCCGACUCCAUCUGGGAAGACCUUAGCAUUGACUUCGUUCUUGGCCUCCCCAGAACGAAAAGUGGCGUGGAUUCAAUUAUGGUCAUCGUCGACCGAUUUUCGAAGAUGGCUCACUUCGUGGCAUGUAAGAAGACCUUUGAUGCUGUUAACGUCGCUCGCCUAUUUUUCAAAGAAAUUGUACGCUUACAUGGGCUGCCCCGUAGUAUCACCUCAGACCGCGACGUCAAGUCUACGGGCCAUUGUCCCUUCAAAAUAGUCUAUACAAAAAUGCCAAAUCACCUGAUUGACAUUGCCGUUCUUCCCAAGUGUCGAAGUACCUCAGCCACUCAGACCAUAGAAAGCUUUCAGAAUAUCCUCCAGGAAGUCCACUCCAAACUGGAUGAAUCCAAUCUGAACUACAAGAAACGAGCGGAUGCUCACAGGAGGCACAAAACGUUUAAUCCAGGUGAUUUGGUGAUGCUUCGUGUUCGCCGAGAACGUUUUCCGACAGGUGAUCGCCGACGUUCGCUGAGAGGAACUCCUUCAGGUUGGUAUCAGAGCCAACGUUGGACGAUGGCUGCAGAGUCUUCACACAGAGUUCCUGACGACGAUCGGAGCUUAGACGCCUUGUGGGCAACGCAAGUUAGCAUCGCUCGGCAGUUGAAUGAACUGAGAGCGGACUUCCUCCGCAUCUCCACGGAAUUGCGCAAUGAGAUGCUAGAUCUCAGAGCUUCAGUUAACACUGUCCCCGAUCUGGUUCCACCACCACCUGCGGCCAUUCCAGCGCCGCGAGUUCCCUACGGUCGAGCCGAUCUUCGUCGGCCUCCUCGACCUACAUUGCCCGAAAUUACAGAUUCUGAAGGUGAAGUUGAUUUUCCAAACUACAGAGACCCUUUCGGUUCAGGAGACGAAGAACAACUUCGAUAUUACGAACGGCCUCGCCAUCAUGGCCGUCAUCACAGUAAUCCGGGUGAGUUCCGUGUCAAAUUAGACAUUCCCUUUUUCGAGGGACGACUUCACAUUGAGGAUUAUCUUGAUUGA
Messenger RNA from Dendrobium catenatum, 1362 nucleotides. RefSeq lists its product as uncharacterized. Lineage: Eukaryota; Viridiplantae; Streptophyta; Magnoliopsida; Asparagales; Orchidaceae. Gene Ontology annotation, molecular function: nucleic acid binding. The transcript has 3 exons. Bases 1 to 1362 code for a protein of 453 amino acids. The record is from RefSeq and is a predicted model, not a curated record.